AUGAGUUUAGGUCUCAAUUUAUCUAUCUAUCUUAAUGUUCAUAUCUCUCUCUCUCUCAAUGUACAGAUCUACAUACCUUCAUCUUCAAUUCUUUCUAUCUAUCUCAGUCUUUUAAGAUCUAUCUGUCUCAGUCUUUUGAUAUCUAUCUAUCUCAAUCUAUCUCUCUAUCCUAAUGAUCAGAUCUAUCUAUCUAUCUAUCUAUCUACUUCAAGCGGAUCAAUCUAUCUACUACAAUUUGAUCUAUCUUGCUCAAUGAAGAAAUCUAUCUAUCUAUUUAUAUCUAUCUAUUUCAAUCUGAUCUAUCUAUCUAUAUUUCUAAAGUUUUUCUUUCUCUCAUUAUUUUUACUCUUUAUUCCGUCAUUGCUGUCAGAUUUCUUGCUUUUUCAUCCAAACUUUUUCGGAUUUUCAUUCGUUUUUUUUUUCUCUUUUAAUCGAUCUUUGCCUUCAAAUAUAAUUCAUUCUUUCUUUCUUUCUCAAACUUUUUCAUUCUUUCAUUCUUUUUAUUUUUUAUUCGGUCUUUGGUGUCACAUUUCUACCUUUUUUUCUUUGUUUCUCAUUUUUUUCUCUUUUAAUCGAUCUUUGCCUUCAAAUAUAAUUCAUUCUUUCAUUCUUUCUUUCUCAUACUUUUUCAGUCUUUCAUUCUUUUUACCUUUUAUUCGGUCUUUGGUGUCACAUUUCUACCUUUCUUUCUUUCUUUCUUUUUUCUUUCUUUCCCAUUCAAACUUUUUCACUUUUUCAUUCUUUCAUUUUUUUUAUGUGUUAUUCUGUCUUUACGUCAAAUAUAUUUUUUUUAUUUCUUUCUUUCUCAUUCAAACUUUUUCACUUUUUCAUUCUUUCAUUUUUUUACAUUUUAUUUGGUCUUUUCUGUCACACUUCUUUCUUUCUUUCUUUCUUUCUUUCUUAUUCAAAAUUUUUCGUGUUUUCAUUCACUUUUUCUUUCUUUCAUUUUUUUUACAUUUUAUUUGGUCUUUUGUGUCACACGUCUUUCUGUCUUUCUUUCUUUCUCAUUCAAAAUUUUUCAUAUUUUCAUUCUUUCAUUUUUUCUCUUUUAAUCGAAUUUUGCCUUCGAAUUUAAAUAUUUCUUUCUUUAUUUCUUUCUUUUUCGGAUUUUUUUCAUUCUUUCAUUGUUUUUUAUCCUUUAUUCUGUCUUUGCGUCAAUUUUCUUUUUUUUUUCUUACAUUCUCAUUCAAACUUUUUCGUAUUUUGAUUCGUUUUUUAUCAUUUAACUUUGCCUUCAAAUAUAAUUCUUUCUUUCUUUCUCGGACGUUUUCAUUCUUUCAUUCUUUUUAA
This is a messenger RNA of Acanthosepion pharaonis, 1290 nucleotides long. The record is from the annotation of a GenBank genome assembly. Lineage: Eukaryota; Metazoa; Mollusca; Cephalopoda; Sepiida; Sepiidae.